UAGUUUGAGGCCAUGUGCAGAUUUCUUCCCGCGAAUGAGAAUUUCGUGCCAUUUAUCACGAGACAGGGAACUUAAAAAUAAACUCCAAGACUGCAAGGGUUUUAAUUUAAUUUAAUUUAAUUAUACGCUAAAAUUUCGGAAUGAAUAGGCGAAGGGACGACUAUGCUGACAGACAAUCAGAGAAAGUGAGAGGCCGUGACCGUGAUGGCCACAGUCGGGAUUGUCAGGACAGGGGAGUGAGUAGGUCAAGAUUUGUAGAUCGGCAAUCACGGUCUAGAGCUGAUACCAGAAUCACAUCCUCAAAUUCAAGAAGACGGGAUUCAUGGGACCGAGACCGGGACAGAGACAGAGAUAGCCGGUUUGGAAAUAAGCAACACAGUCGACAUGAAUCCCGUAGCAGCAGUGGUAGAAGGUACCCGCAGUCUGGCAGAGAUAACCGCAGCUCUGCUACGAGUAGUAGAAACAAGUCCAUGAGCAGCUCGGGAGCAGGAAGAACAGGACAUAAUAUUCUAAAGCGAUCGCCUCGCAGAGAUUCCCAUAGGAAAAAUGAACGAAUAAGUGACAAGUCACAAGAUGAUAGAAAUUAUGGUUCGGAUGCUUCAUCAGAUCAAGAUUUGGACGAUCUGAAGGUCGAGAAAUGGACUCGAUCUGCACCAGAUGAAAUGUACUAUACCAGGGUAGAAAAUGGGGAUUUUUGUGCGACUGAUGCAACUAAAACCCUUUGUGAUACGUUCGAAAAGAGGCUGCUGCUCAAGGCGGAGACUGCACGUCUAGAAGCCGAAAAGUUAGGAUUUAUAAAGUUUGAAGAACUAAAUGAAGAGAUUGAGUUGAAGGCAAAGAAGCAGAAAAAAGAGGCACACUUGGGCGAAGCAUGUUCAAAGACAUGUUCUAAAGGUAAUUCAAAACCAAAGAAUUUAGAGGAUUUGUCAAAAUCGGCAACAUCUAAAGAGGAUCCUCAAGCACUGGUAGAAGAUUCAUCCCAAUCUAAACCUCCCUUAGAUCAGCCAGUUGUUUGUUGCACUCACGAAGAAGGGGAAAUUUGUGACUGUGAAGAAACAGUUCAGGAAUUAAAAGUGAAUACUGAAGAAUCCAAAUGCGACAAAAACGAAAGUGGGUGUUGCACUAACUCAAAUAUAGAUCGGAAAUGUGGAAAGAAUGAUUCAAAGGCAAUUAAUUCUAAUUGCUCUGUUCCUCACAAAGGCAAAAACUCCGACAAUUGUGCAGGGGAAUCAAAAAAGCAAGACACCAAAUGUCACAAAAAGGAUAGCAGCAGCAGCAGUAGUAGUAGUAGCAGUGAUGAGAGCUCGAGUUCUGAAGAUUCUUCAGAUGAGGAUGAAAUAUCGUCCAAGAGCAGUGCUGCCAACAGUGAAUUAGAAAAGAGAAAGCUUCACCCUCGAAGACUUCAUCCCGAAUUGUGGCACAACGAUCCUGGUCUCAUGAACGACGGUCCCCUUUGUCGCUGUAGUGCGAAAGCACGACGGUGUGGUAUUAGGCACGGAUAUUUCCCUGGCGAGUCUAUUAUCCCACCAUGUAUUCCGUUUUCAACAAAUAGAAACACCUUACACCAUUACCGCAUAACGAUAUGUCCUGCGAAAAAUUUUCUAGUGAAAACACCCUCCGUGAUUCGCCACGACGGCCACGAAUACAUCUUUGAAGGAUUUUCACUCCUAUCUCAUUACAAAAUUGAUCUUAAGCUGCCGCCUUGUCGAGUUAUAAGGUUUAAUAUUCGCUACGACGUGUUUGUUACUGAAGAAAAGUUUCCGGAAUCUUUUUGUGUGAGGGAACUUGAGCUUUUUGAAACUUAUGUAUUCCGAGAGAUACUGGAACUCUUGGAUUUAAAGUACGACUGGGGUGAACAGGGAAGUUGUGCUCCUUUCCAUUUGAUGCCACGAUUUGUUCGACAACUUCCAGAUAAUGGGAAAGAAAUUCUCUCCAUGAAUAGGGUGAUGCUAUAUUUGCUCAAAAGCGAUAGAAACAUAUUCAAGGAAAAGGAACUUCCGGAUCACUUUUCCAAAUCUCAGACUGAAUGGCAGAAUUUUGCUGAUAAGCAUAAAGGAAUGAUUGUAUCUAAAUUUGGGCAAAAACCAUGUUCAUUACGAGUUGAUCAGAUUGAUAGAGAUACCAGCGGCCAUGAAUCUGAAGUUGAAGACGAGAAAAAAUAUCCUCUUCUUGUUCAUUUUGGGAUCAGACCACCUCAGUUAUCAUACGCUGGAGAUGUGAGUUAUCAGCGAGCAUGGAGAAGAUAUGUGAAAUAUCGCCACUUACUCUCCAACAUGGCUAAACCGUCUGCAGAAGAAAAGAGAAUUUUGGUCAACAAAGAGUUAAAGUUACAAAAAAUGCGAACGGCUUCCACAAUGAAACGCGACGUAACAAUUGCGAUAUCGGCGAAAGGAUUCCGUACUACAGGGAUUUUCUGCGAUUUAGUGCAACACGCAAUGUUAAUUCCUGUACUUGUGGCUCAUCUUCGUUUCCACAAAGCACUUAGUACCCUUGAGACUCGGAUGCGAUAUGAAUUUACAAACCGCUAUUUGCUUCAGUUGGCCAUGACACAUCCCUCAUACAGAGAAAAUUUUGGGACUAAUCCUGACCAUGCACGUAAUUCUUUGACAAAUUGUGGUAUAAGACAGCCAGAAUAUGGGGAUCGUAGAAUUCAUUACACCUCUACAAGGAAACGUGGGAUUACGACACUUAUCAACAUUAUGGCGAAAUUUGGAUCCGACCAAGAGAUGGAAUCUGAAAUCACGCAUAAUGAGCGUUUAGAAUUUCUUGGAGAUGCUGUAGUAGAGUUUGUAACUUCAAUUCAUUUAUUCCACUUAUUCCCUGGCUUGGAAGAAGGAGGAUUAGCCACAUACAGGGCUGCGAUUGUACAGAAUCAGCAUUUGGCAGUUUUAGCGAAGGUACUCAGUUUGGACCAGUAUAUGCUCUACGCUCAUGGAAGUGAUUUGUGCCAUGAUUCAGAGCUUCGUCAUGCCAUGGCAAAUUGUUUCGAAGCUUUAAUGGGAGCAUUGUUUUUGGAUGGCGGAAUUCAAGUGUCGGAUCGUGUGUUUGCCAAGACGUUCUUCAGUGAAGAUGACAUCCUUCACCAGAGAUGGGCUAAUUAUCCUCGUCAUCCAUUGCAACAAGAAGAACCAGACGGUGAUAGGGAGUGGAUUGAACACCACCAAGCCUUGCAAAAGCUGACAAAAUUUGAGGACAGCAUUGGGGUUGAGUUUACCCACAUAAGAUUACUCGCUCGGGCUUUCACUGAUCGUAGCUUAGGAUAUAAUAACCUUUCUCAAGGAUCUAAUCAGAGACUAGAGUUUUUGGGAGAUACGGUGCUGCAACUGAUUUCCUCGGAUUAUCUUUAUCGCCAUUUCCCAGAUCAUCAUGAAGGGCAUUUGUCGUUGCUUAGAAGUGCGUUGGUCAAUAAUCGCACUCAAGCAUAUGUUUGUGAUGAUCUUGGGAUGACUCAGUAUGCGAUGAGGGAUCCAAAGUCAGAAAUGAAGACAAAGGAUCGAGCAGAUUUGCUGGAGGCAGUACUGGGAGCUUUAUACAUUGAUAAGGGUCUGUUAUACUGUACCACGUUCUGUUCCAUCUGCUUUUUCCCACGGUUGAACGAAUCAAUUACGAAGCAAGAAUGGAAUGACCCUAAAUCCAAAUUACAACAGUGUUGCUUAACACUUCGAGCUAUGGAUGGACGCGAGCCUGACAUUCCAGUUUACAAGGUCACAGAGUCAUUAGGCCCCACCAACACGCGUGUCUAUACAGUCGCUGUGUAUUUUAGAGGAACUCGGCUUGCAACGGCAAAGGGACAUAGCAUUCAAGAAGCCGAAAUGAAUGCUGCUGCCACGGCGUUAAAAGAGUCUGGCCAUUUGUUCCCCCAACUCCAUCACCAGAAAUCGGUUGUGGACAAAACUUCUAAAUUCCAGAGGAAGCGUUGAUUAGUUUUAGUUUUUGUUAAAUUUCAUAUUUCUGUAGAUAUACCCUAAUACCCUAGUCUGAAUAUGUAUGUAUAUAUUCUAGUCUCGAACUAACAUAUUCUUACAAUUAGUAGAAGUACUAUUAUGUAUAAGUACUAAAAUAUGUAUAAUGUCUGCAAAAGAACAUUUCCAAUCGAGUAAUAAAUUCAACUUUUUAUUCUUGCAA
Molecule: messenger RNA, 4125 nt
Organism: Folsomia candida
Lineage: Eukaryota; Metazoa; Arthropoda; Collembola; Entomobryomorpha; Isotomidae
Product: ribonuclease 3
Exons: 13
Coding region: 141-3920 (1259 amino acids)
Biological process (GO): rRNA processing; pre-miRNA processing; primary miRNA processing
Cellular component (GO): nucleus
Molecular function (GO): double-stranded RNA binding; ribonuclease III activity
Source: RefSeq, a predicted model, not a curated record